Molecule: messenger RNA, 471 nt
Organism: Diaporthe citri
Lineage: Eukaryota; Fungi; Ascomycota; Sordariomycetes; Diaporthales; Diaporthaceae
Exons: 1
Coding region: 1-471 (156 amino acids)
Source: RefSeq, a predicted model, not a curated record
AUGGCCACCAACGAGACCCCAAACGGCACCUCCCAACCCCUGGCAGAGCCACUCAUCACAGGCCUGCACCACAUCAACCUGACAAUCCCCCACGGGACCCUCGGCCAGGCCAAGUCCUUCUACGCCGCCACCCUGGGCCUGACCUCCCGCCCCGUGCCCGCCGCGCAGGCCCACGAGCUGGCCUGGUUCGACAUCGGCGCCUCGGGCCAGCAGGUGCACAUCUCGCUGCCGAAGCACGACCGCGACUCGAUCCCCGGCGACGCCUCGCGCCACCCCUGCUUCCGCGUCGGCUCGCCCGAGGCCCUGCUCGCCCUGCAGGAGCGCGUCCACGCCCACUUCCUGCGCGGCGGCGACGAUGCACCCGCCGCCGCGGACGCGCCUGGGGCCAGCUCUGGGGCGAAGGGGCCGGAGUACCCCAAGCGGUUCUUUGCUAGGGACUUUGCGGGGAAUCGGCUGGAGUUUACUGUCUAG